Mastomys coucha (southern multimammate mouse) is the source of this 894-nucleotide messenger RNA. RefSeq names its product thioredoxin domain-containing protein 8-like. The transcript is spliced from 7 exons. The record is from RefSeq and is a predicted model, not a curated record. The coding region runs from base 122 to 646 and encodes 174 amino acids. Lineage: Eukaryota; Metazoa; Chordata; Mammalia; Rodentia; Muridae.
CAGUGAUGUCAUAGAAAAGUUACCUUUAUAUUCCAUCCAUCAUGUCAUAUUUAAUGGGACAGCUACAGUGAUCCACCUGAACCAAAAGGAGAAGGUCAUCAGCAAGUCUCAGAUAUUAAUCAUGGUGCAGAGGAUUAAGAACAUGAAAGAACUGAAAGAAUUGUUCAGCACUGCUGGAGACAGGCUUAUAGUCAUAGAGUAUUCAGCACGGUGGUGUGGCCCCUGCAAAACAAUUGCUCCUGUUUUCCGGGCAAUGUCUUUAAAAUACAAAAAUGUCAUAUUUGCUCGGGUGGAUGUGGACGCAUCUCAGGAAUUGGCUCAACAUUUUAACAUCAAAGUAGUACCCACAUUCCAGAUGUUCAAGCACACCCAAAAGGUCACUCCAUUCUCAAGACUCAAAAGGAUACUGUGCUGUCUCAGAAGUGGACCAAAGUUCAAGAAGCAUUGCCCCGUGGACUGUUUCCUGUUGGUCUCUUGCCUGAUGUUCUGUGGGAAGAAUGUAGCAUUACAAGACCUUGCUCGACACCCUUGCAGUAGCAGGAACUGUGUUACUUCCAUUCUUUUUAGUCAACCUUGCUCUGGGCAUGUUCCUUGGGGAUCUAUGUGGAAGAUGGAUGGCUCCAAGGAAACAGACCAGACAGAAUAGGACUGACUGGUACAUCUACUACAAACCUUCAGACCCCGUAGCAGGACACAUAAGACCUGCACAUGUUCAAGCCAGACGAGGUCCCAGCACUAAGAGGGGGCACAGGCUGCAAUCACUGAGACACUAUCUGCAAUGUAUACCCAUUGGCAAGGGAAAAAAAUCAGUUUCCAUUAAGGGGCAUUUUUUUAACCACAUUUCAAGGCAGGCCCCAUGCUCUGGACUAGUUGAUCAACAAGAAAUUAACCCGA